AUGAAUAGUGGUUUCGGUGAUAUCCGUGAAGCCGUUUUGCCCUACGUUUGGGUUAAAAUUGUGGAUCCCUUGAAUGACCUAGCGCGAUUAAUCGCCAGUGUCGGUAUUUGGCCCCUACUGGCCAUAGACUAUGGAUCGGUAGCCUUAUUUCUCGGGGGAAUCGGAGGUUUAGGCUAUACAUCGGUCUAUGCGUUCAAUCGGAGAGACAAACUGCGAUCACCGAAACCACACGAGGAGGCCGUCACUACUACCGGUGCUGUCAUGAGUCACACGAAUGGCGUGAAUAACCAGACAAUAGCCACGGAUACGAAAGAUAGGAAUGCCUACGGUUUGGCCGACAAUCCGCCCAUUUAUACGAUCAGUCAACGAGAUUACAUCGAGAGGGUCGGGAGGGCCCACUUUGGCACCCAAACCACACCCCCACCACUCAAUGGCCAAGGAGUCAAUGGGACAAACACCAAGCAAAAAUAUGCCACAUCGCCACCGGGCACUCCAGAAUAUGCUAGCUAAACUUGCUCAUUUUAAUUCGACACUGUUCAUUUGUUAAUUAAAUUAACCCACGUUAACCA
Oppiella nova is the source of this 569-nucleotide messenger RNA. Lineage: Eukaryota; Metazoa; Arthropoda; Arachnida; Sarcoptiformes; Oppiidae. The record is from the annotation of a GenBank genome assembly.